Messenger RNA from Neoarthrinium moseri, 1116 nucleotides. RefSeq lists its product as uncharacterized. The transcript has a single exon. Bases 1 to 1116 code for a protein of 371 amino acids. Gene Ontology annotation, molecular function: oxidoreductase activity, acting on paired donors, with incorporation or reduction of molecular oxygen. NCBI's taxonomy places the organism in Eukaryota, Fungi, Ascomycota, Sordariomycetes, Amphisphaeriales, Apiosporaceae. The record is from RefSeq and is a predicted model, not a curated record.
AUGGCAGAAAAUUCUAUGUUUACUGAGGGCCAGUUCCUUCUGGGCACUUUCGCCAGCAACUGCAGCAGUGGCAUGUCAGUGACGAAGAUCGAGGAGCGAUGGGUCAAUUCCUGGGAGAACAAUGUCAAGCUCGCAAAGUUGCUUGACGAAGCUGGUAUUGAGUUUAUGCUCCCGAUUGCCCGUUGGAUCGGGUACGGAGGAGAAACCAACUUUCACUGUGAUGUUUUGGAAACUAUGACUUGGGCCACCGGAUUGCUAGCCCUUACCAAGAACAUUAAUGUCAUCUCUACAGUCCACACUGCUGCCAACCUUCCUCCGGUUGUGGCAAAGCAGAUUGCCACAAUCGACAGAAUCAGCAAUGGUCGGGUUGGCCUCAACAUCGUUGCUGGGUGGAACAAGCCAGAAUACGAAGCAUUGGGUCUUCAGCUGCCAGCUACCCAUGAGGAACGAUAUGAAUACGCACAGGACUGGUUUGAUGCCAUCAAGGAGCUGUGGACUAAGACAGAGUCCUUCGACUACGAUGGCAAGUUCUUCAAAAUGAAGAAUAUCUUAGGGCUACCGCAGCCAUCGAGGAAGGUUCCUAUCCUGAAUGCCGCUGGCUCGGGACAAGGACGAACGUUUGCAGUCAACAGUGCCGACUUCUUGUUUACCCCUGCCAUUGACCUGGAGAGAUCCAAGGGUGAAGUUGCAGCACUCAAGGAACAGGCGAAGGAGGCCGGAAAGAAGGUGGGAGUUUUGACUCUCUCACAUGUUGUUUGCCGCCCAACUGAGCAGGAAGCCAAAGACUUCUACGACUACUUUUGCACAAAGAACACUGACGAGGGGGCUGUGGAUAACCUUGUUGCACUGCAGUUCGCCCAUGCACAGUCUUUCCCUCAUGACUUGCUCGCAUUGAUCCGGAACCGCAUGGCAGCAGGACACGGAGGUUACCCAUUGGUUGGAACGCCGCAACAGGUUGCAGACGGUAUCAUAUCGCUGCAUGCUGCUGGCUUCAAUGGCACGACAUUGUCUUUUGUGGACUAUGUAAAAGAGUUCCCUUACUUUAGGGAUAAUGUCUUGCCAAUCCUUGAGAAAGCCGGUAUCAGAAAGCCGUGGAAUCCGGCAGCCGAACAAUGA